Molecule: messenger RNA, 2355 nt
Organism: Strongyloides ratti
Lineage: Eukaryota; Metazoa; Nematoda; Chromadorea; Rhabditida; Strongyloididae
Product: Peptidase M13, N-terminal domain and Metallopeptidase, catalytic domain-containing protein
Exons: 3
Coding region: 1-2355 (784 amino acids)
Biological process (GO): protein processing
Cellular component (GO): plasma membrane
Molecular function (GO): metalloendopeptidase activity
Source: RefSeq, a predicted model, not a curated record
AUGUCUAAUUUACCAUCACCUGUAUUUAGUAAUGAUAAUGAAUGCCAUGUAAUUACUUUAGAAAAUGAACCUUAUAAUAGAAGUCAAUGUACCUCACCUGAUGGAUUUUCUUUUACAAGACCAAGAAGUGUAACCAUUAUAGAAUCUGAUGAAGUAGAUAUAAAAAAAAAUAAAAAAUUUAAUGGUAUAUUAAAAAAUAAUUCUAAUUCUUCAAUUAAACCAUCUAAUGAUACAAAAAUUGACAAUCCAAAUUCUGUUGUUUCAUUUCAAAAUAGAUAUACAAAUAUUCCUACAAUAAAUCAAACAAUUAAAUCAUUUUUAAAUUUUUUAAAAAAUUAUAAAUGUAUAAUAUUAUUAAUAAUUUUUAUUAUAUUAAUUUUAUCUGUUAUUGGAUUAAGUAUAUCAUUAGGAAUAAUAACUCCAUUAUCAAAAUUAUAUUGUACAAGUAAGGCGUGUAUAUCAUCAGCUACCAGAUUGAGUGAAUAUAUUAAUAGAAAUGAUGAUAUUUGUAAAAAUCCUUAUAAUGUAAUUUGUGGAAAUACUCAGGAAUGGAAUUAUGAAGAUAAAGAUACAAUUUUUUUAACAAAAUUUAAUAAUAAACCACAAUAUUUUAUUGAAACAAUAAAAAUAAUCUAUAAUAAAAUAUUAAAUAUUUUAAAUAAUCCAUCUAAUGAUAAUGAUAGUUUACCAUUUAAAAUAUCAAAAACAUUAUAUGAUGGAUGUAUGAAUAAUGAACUUCGAAAGAUUCAAGGAAUGGAACCAUUAAAAGAAUUAUUAAAAACUUUACCAUGUGGAUCAAUUUUAAAUGAAUGUACUUCAUUUAACUCAACUAAUUAUUCACUAGAAACAAACAUUGGUUUGUAUGGUUUUUAUGCUGGAAAUCUUAAUAUUAUAUAUUAUGAUAAAGAUAUUGAUCCUGAUUAUGAUGGAAAAGUUAUAUUAUCUUUUGCUCCACCAGAUUUAACAACUUUUUUAAAUCCAUAUAGAAGACAAAUUGAAACAACAGAAUUUGACAAUCCUAAUUAUCGUAAAAAUCUUUUAAUGUUUGCCAUAAAAAAUGUAUAUAAAGAGUAUAUAACAAAUAUCUUAAAUAAUAGUAAAUUUAAUGAUAAUCAAAUUGAGGAGGUGGCAAAAUUUACAUUGGAACUUGAAAAUUUUACAACAACAAUGGAUAGUUAUAAUACAAAUUUUAAAGUUUUAACUAUUGAUGAUCUUAAAUUAGAAUUAGGUAGUUUUGAUAUAAUGACAUUUUUAGAUACAGAUAUUAGUAAUAAAAAUACAUGGAAUGGUACAAAUCGUGUUUUAAUUAAUAACAUUGACUAUUUUAAACAUUUAAAUUUUUUUUUAAAAACUUUUAAAUUAGAGACAAUUGCUAAUUAUUUAACAAUUACUUCUACAAUAAAUCUUGCAAAAUAUACAAGUAAUCUUAAUACUGAUAAUGAUGUAUGGGAAAAAUGUAUUGAUGAUAUGUUAAAUCUUGAAUCCACAAUAACAUUAUACAAUAAUAGAUAUGGAGUUAAGAUAAGUAAUGAAGAAAAUAUUCAAAAAAUAUUAUUAAAAAUGCAAAAUUUUUAUAUUGAUACACAUACAACUAUUUCAUCAGAGUUGAUACAAAAAGUUAGAACAAUGAAAAUUCAGGUUGGUGUACCACCUCAAAUAAGAAAUAAAAAUUUUAUUGAUGAUAUUUAUUCUAAUGUACAUCUUAAUUCAUCAGACUACUUCAGUACAAUGCUCAGAAUACUGAAACGUCAAAGAGACUAUAGAAUUUUAAAUAUUGGUUCAGUCAUUGAUUCAAGAGAUAAUGUUCAUUGGAAUAUUUUAUAUCCUGAAAUUACUUAUGAUGAACAUGAAAAUACAAUUUUUGUACCAUUAGCAAUAUUAAAGAUACCAAUUUUUGAUGGAAAUUAUAAUGAUAAUUGGAUAACAAUAUCAAGUCUUGGUUUUUUAUAUUUUCAAAAAUUAUCAAAUAUCAUAUGGAAUUCACCCUACGAAACUGGAUACAAGGAACAAUUUAUUAAUUGCCUUACUUCUAAAUCAAGUAUUGGUAGUUUUGGAAGUUCAGCUCCUAAAAUUGGAAUAAACACUCUUCAAAAUACAGAUUCAUUACAAACAUUAAUGAAGUUUAUGCUUAAAAAUGGAUAUAUUAAUGAAAAUAAUAAAGAUAACUUUUCAAAUAUCCCUGGUUUUAGUGAUUAUUCUUUUUAUGAAUUGGCAAUUCUUCAAUCAUCAACAUUUACCUGUUACAAAAAAGAUCCCUUAAAUUUUAUUGAAAAUGUCAUUCAGGAACAAAUUAUGUACAAUUCUUUAAAUGAAAUGAACAUCUUUUCUACCACAUUCAAUUGUUCAGAAGAGUGA